AUGUCAUCACGAAGUAGAGACCGCCGCAACGAUCCUCCCAAUGUUCGGCUAUCAAAAGUGCUAUCUUACAUUCUCCGUCACAGCGCUCAAAGAGAUGGCCUUGAAAUUCGUGAAGAUGGAUAU
Acaulospora morrowiae is the source of this 123-nucleotide messenger RNA. NCBI's taxonomy places the organism in Eukaryota, Fungi, Glomeromycota, Glomeromycetes, Diversisporales, Acaulosporaceae. The record is from the annotation of a GenBank genome assembly.